Molecule: messenger RNA, 1020 nt
Organism: Erpetoichthys calabaricus (reedfish)
Lineage: Eukaryota; Metazoa; Chordata; Cladistia; Polypteriformes; Polypteridae
Product: lecithin retinol acyltransferase-like
Exons: 2
Coding region: 29-715 (228 amino acids)
Biological process (GO): retinol metabolic process
Molecular function (GO): phosphatidylcholine-retinol O-acyltransferase activity
Source: RefSeq, a predicted model, not a curated record
CUGCAAAAUGCAAUCCCCUCUCCUGUAGAUGAAAACAAUGUUAGACUCGUUGACGUUUCUGUUUCAGAAGCUCUUCCUUCUCACGCACUUCAACUGGUUCGCCGCAGUUUCCAGCGACGAAGAUAAAAAUGCUAAUAGCGUUGAUAGAUCAUCCUUUAAACGAGGAGACUUACUUGAAGUGCCACGUACUCUCUUCAUCCACUUUGGCAUUUACCUAGGUGAUAAUAAAGUGGCACACCUGAUGCCCGACAUUCUGCCCGUUUUCACCAAUGAUAAAAGUCUCGUGCAGAAAGUAGUGACAAACAAAAGAUUACUUAUGGGUGUCAUCUGCAAGAUCGCCAGUAUACGAGUGGACACCGUGGAAGACUUCGCUUACGGUUCCAGCAUCAUAGUAAAUCACAUGGACAACCUGUGUAGAAAGGAACCGUUAGCCAACGAGGAUGUAGCCAAACGGGCUGAGAAACUCGUGGGGGCGACUCCAUACAGUCUGCUGUGGAAUAACUGCGAGCACUUCGUUACUUACUGCAGAUAUGGCUCGCCGGUGAGCCUCCAGACAGACAAGUUCUGUGAAGUUCUAAGAAUGAUCAUCCAAGACCAAAGGACUGUCCUGCUAUCGUCUAUGUUGGGAAUAGCAUUAAUGUUAUUCAUUGGAGUAACUCCUUUGACUAUGGUGCCAACCUUUUUCAUCACAUUCACAAUCUGGAUGGCAGGCUGAUGCCAUGAAGACUGUUUGGGGGGGUCACUAAAGCAGUUCUUAUUUGCUGGGGGUAUUAUUAGAGUCAUAAUGACUACAUGGCAUAGGGAGAGUGAGCAGUAUUUUACUCGGUUAUUCUUCUGACUUACUAUGUAAGCCAACAGUAAAAACCACUUUGUAUGAAAUUUUUUAUGGACACUUGUUGCCUGUAUGAUGGGUUUUGCUUAUUAGGUGUACUGCAACUAUAUUCCUAGUUUAUAUAUUCUAACUAAAUUAAACUGUAACAUUCUCUUAUUUUAAAGGGAAUAAAUAUGUGAUUUAAUUUC